AUGAUGGCCACGGCGACGGAGACGUUGACGGCGCCGGUACCGUCGGCGGUGUUGAGCCUGACCUCCUCGAAGCCCUCUGAGCCUUUCGCCGCCGUGUGCAAGACGACGGACAACACCACCACCACCGAUGUGAUCCCGCUGCUGCUGCCGUCGUCGGAGACAAAGUCGACGGCCGCCCCUUCCCGCGGAAGGUCCACCUCCCCACGGGCACGUGACGGGCGCCCGCCGUCCCCGCGUCGGUCGCCUCGAUCGCCCUCCCGCUCCCCAUCUCCACAACGCUCAGGUACAGCCGUGCGCGCCGCAGCGGUGGGUGCUUCUUCUUGGUCCGCUGCUGCUGGGCCGGCCGCCUCGAGGCUGGGAGGUCAUUUCAGCUCUGCUGCCGCGGUGAAGAACCGUGCCUCAAGCGUCGCCGUCGGGUUCGGGAACUUCCAUCCCGUCGUGGACUGGGCAGAGCCCAGUACAGCCGUGCGCGCCGCAGCGGUGGAUGCUUCUUCUUGGUCCGCUGCUGCUGGGCCGGCCGCCUCGAGGCUGGGAGGUCAUUUCAGCUCUGCUGCCGCGGUGAAGGCGUCGCUCCACCUCCCAAGAUGCUUAGACCACGACCUGAACGUCCGCGGAGGCAUGGCCGCCUUCGAGCACAUGAUGAAAUAUUUUAUCCUUAUGUUAGAAAUCCAGGAAGAGUUCUUCAAGAAGGAGAAGAAAUGA
Ectocarpus siliculosus is the source of this 702-nucleotide messenger RNA. NCBI's taxonomy places the organism in Eukaryota, Phaeophyceae, Ectocarpales, Ectocarpaceae. The record is from the annotation of a GenBank genome assembly.